AUGCGAAUCUUCAUUUCUGGUCUUCUCACUCUCAUUUCAAUCCUCAAACUUGCAUAUUGUACAUCCUACAACCAACUCAUUGGUUUAUACAGCGGAAAUGAGGCGGAACACGUCAUUUUUGAGAGCCUCGCGAAUAAUCGCCCCCAAAGGCCUAAAAUUUUGCAAAUAGACGAUGACUUGUACUUUAAACUUGUCCUUGCGGAGGAUAGGAGCUACACAUCCGCUGUCCUCUUUAUAAACACGGAGAAUGAAGCACACCUGGAACUGCUCAGACUCUUCUCUGGCGUAUCCAGACGUUUGACCAAGGGAAUCGAUGGCAUAAAGGAUGGAGGUGGCCGUACAUACUUCUUCUACUGCAAUGUUGCUCCUGGAACGGACUCCUGGUUCCUGGAGACUCAGGGCAUUGAGAAUCUCCCGGAGAUUCUAGUCGUUGGACCAGAGGGCCAGGCCUACUCAUUCAACAAUUACAUCGAAGACUUGACGGAGAGACACGAAAUUGAGUGGAGCGUCGAGGUUUUGGAGGAGCUAAUCGAGGUGUUUUUGGGUGAUUGCAUGAGCGGUGAAUGGGAUGGAGAUGGUACUAUUCCCAGUAAUGACAGGAAGAAUAGGCCUACUGGUGGCAAGUGGAGAGAAGCAUUCCACAGACUGUUUGCCAGAAUUGGAGUAGACACUGCAGACGUAUUCAUCUACCUUGUUAUCUUGAUGUUUGCACUGGCCACGGCAAUACUGAGGAGUGGAUAUGGCAGAUACGUCCUCCUCGUAGGUUCAUACUUCGUCUACUUUCUAAGCAUCUCCUGCGUAGUCUUUUCUCUGGUAAACAGGACUCCCCUCUAUGACCACAAGGGCACUUUUUAUGUCGGAAGUGGAAACGGCAUGUCUGGAUCAUUCACCCUAAUAAAAUGGCCAAAUGUGGAAAAGUUAUUUAGCAAGGACAGAGCGUAUCAGUAUGGGUUGGAAGGUGUGAUAUUCUCGCUCUUGCUCUUGUUGGCCGUUGCCAUCUUGUUAGGCUCCGCAAAUUCUGAGGAUGGUGACAGAUGGAUAACCCUUGUCAUAAUCCCUCUCCUUAUCAUCUACAGACUCUUUGCGAUGAAGACCAAGGACCAUGUGCUCUAUGUACUACCUCCGAGGGAUCUACCCAGGGGAUGGCUGAUUGAAGAUCGGCAGGGUAUAUUUUAA
This is a messenger RNA of Theileria equi strain WA, 1176 nucleotides long. RefSeq lists its product as hypothetical. Lineage: Eukaryota; Apicomplexa; Aconoidasida; Piroplasmida; Theileriidae. The record is from RefSeq and is a predicted model, not a curated record. Bases 1 to 1176 code for a protein of 391 amino acids. The transcript has a single exon.